AUGGGUGUUCUCAUCGAGGAACAUCCAGGAAACGGGACAUAUAAGUCCUUCACUAAGACCUGGCACAACAAAUCUUAUCCUCAAAUAUCCCCCAAUCGCCCAGAGCUCAGAGCCGAGGGCAAAGUUGUCUUCGUGACCGGGGCAGGUACCGGCAUUGGAAAAGCGACCGCAAUUGGGUUUGCUCAGGCCGGGGCAAAGGCCAUUGUCAUCUUCGGACGUCGAGUUGACAAAUUGAAGUUGGCCGCGGAAGAAAUCCGAAGUGCGAACACCAAUGGGACCACCACUGUGAUAGUUGAGGGUGUCGAUUUGAGUGACCGUGCUGCUGUGCAUGCUGCCUUCGCUGACGCGAUCAAACAACUCGGCGGAGCCAGUAUUGAUGUCUUCGUCAGCAAUGCUGGGACCUUUCAAGGACCUGGCUCGGUCGCUGGCUACGAUGAGGAUGACUUCAACAAGACCAUCAAGUUGAACAUGGGGUCCGCUUUCAACUCCAUCAAGGAAAUGUUGCCACUGUUGGGUCCCAAUGCCACGGUGCUGAAUAUCACUUCUGGAAUUGCACACAUCGACGCCAUCCCUGGACAAUUUUGGUCCUACGCUGUAGUCAAGACAGCGAAUACCAAGAUGUUUGAUUAUUUCCAAGCUGAAAAUCCUAACCUGAGAGUCUUCAACGUUCAGCCUGGCGUGGUAUCAUCCGAAAUGAAUACCUAUGGUGGACAGGAUGAAAGCGAACUCCCGGCACAUUUCCACGUCUGGCUGGCCUCGCAGGAAGCCGACUUUCUCAAAGGGAAGUUCGUCUGGGUCAAUUGGGAUGUGGACGAAUUAAAGGCACGCGCUAGCGAGUUGAAGGACUCCAGACUCUUGAAAGUUUUGUUGCAUGGCGUGCCGAUGUAA
Molecule: messenger RNA, 888 nt
Organism: Exophiala bonariae
Lineage: Eukaryota; Fungi; Ascomycota; Eurotiomycetes; Chaetothyriales; Herpotrichiellaceae
Exons: 2
Coding region: 1-888 (295 amino acids)
Source: RefSeq, a predicted model, not a curated record